Molecule: messenger RNA, 756 nt
Organism: Acanthamoeba castellanii str. Neff
Lineage: Eukaryota; Discosea; Longamoebia; Acanthamoebidae
Exons: 5
Coding region: 1-756 (251 amino acids)
Molecular function (GO): oxidoreductase activity
Source: RefSeq, a predicted model, not a curated record
AUGGGAGAAGGACUGCAGACCAAGGACGUGGUGGUGAGGUGGGGCCUCGGGCUCUCGUGCCUGGCGAUCGAGGUGGCCAUCGUGGUCAUCGUUAUCGACGCCUGCGUGCGCGUCAUUGGCGCCGACCAGCUAUUCUUCUGGCACCCGGUGCUCCUCACCAUCGGCGCCAUCCUCUUCCUUUCGCACGGCGUGCGAGUGUACACGGCGUUUGCCGGUCUGUCGCGUAACAAGGCGCGGGUGGUGCACGGCAUCCUGUCGGGCGUGUGGGUGUGUCUCUCCAUCGCCGGCCUGGGCAUCAUCGAGCAGGUCAAGCAGGAAACCGGCAAACCCCGCUACCACUCAGUGCACGGGAGGUUGGGCCUGGCGGUCAUGUUCUUUUCGCUGAUACAGGGCGUCGCGGGUACGCUCAAGCUGUUCGUCCUCUUCAAGAACAACCAGCGUUUCCUGCGGUGGCAUGGCCGGCUGGGCACCCUCGUCUACGCGAGCGCCCUCACCGCUUUCCUCACCGGCGUGAUGCAAAAGUUCGAGUCCAGCGAACAGAACACGGCGAUUACGGUGUACGUGCUGACGUUCGUGUUGGCCCUGGUGGUGCUCUUCUUCGAUUUCUGGGUCAAGGGCGCCGAUCUCAUUCCCGAGGCCGGCCCGGCACCGCGGGACUCCAUCAAGCUGACGGCCCAGGACGGUCGCCUCUACCUCCCCCUCAACGACUCCGACCCAGCCCAGCGACGGCGCUCGGUCAACCUCGUAGACGCCUAA